This is a messenger RNA of Juglans microcarpa x Juglans regia, 2234 nucleotides long. RefSeq lists its product as uncharacterized. NCBI's taxonomy places the organism in Eukaryota, Viridiplantae, Streptophyta, Magnoliopsida, Fagales, Juglandaceae. Bases 165 to 2096 code for a protein of 643 amino acids. The record is from RefSeq and is a predicted model, not a curated record. The transcript is spliced from 3 exons.
CUAAGUCAAAGUUUCCUUCAGCAACUAUAGUUAUCUGCCUAUUGGAAACUCUCAUCAUCGAUCUCGAACCUUUUUUUUUCAGUAACGCAAGAGAAGCAAUCUGCAGCAUGCGAUCUACCCAUAAUUAUUAAGCAAGAACAAAGACUCUACUACUUCUCUACAAAAUGAGUAGAGAUGCUCUCUCCAGUCAUAUUAAGGCUAUUGACAGAAAGCUAGCUGGCUUGACUCCAAUUAAUUCUGAAGAGCGUUGUAUGUUUAAAGUGCAUGAGCAAUUACGUAAGGUAAAUGAGAAGGCUUACAAACCCAUGUUGCUUGCUAUCGGUCCUUACAACUACCAUGGCAAGGUUGGCCAGGGUCUUAUGGAAGAGCAUAAACUGCGGUAUUUGAAGCAAAUGCUUGAAAGGAAAAAUGAAAGCAGUGUGAUGCUACUUGAUGGGUGUUUCAUCAUUGAGCUUUUCCGAAAAGAUAUGGAGUGGACGCUAAGGGAUGAGCACGAUCCAAUCUUCCAAUUGAGCUGGAUACUUCCUAAAGUAGCUCGCGAUCUACUGUUAUUUGAAAAUCAACUUCCAUUUUUCGUUUUGACUAAAUUGUUCAUGAUGAUUGAGAGUAGCCAGACACCACUCCCCAACCACUCCGGACAUUUAGGAGAACACACCAUCAAUAUUGAGCAGAACAAUGAAAUACGACUUGUUGAUCUAGCCAUUUCUUUUUUCUCUUGGUCACCACCAUUAAAAGGUUGGGAUAUCGAAGGAGCAAGCUCUUAUUCAGCCGAAAAGCCAUUUCGACUCUGUCGGAUGCAUAAAGCUAUCACUCCUCCACUCGCAAAAAUACUACACGAGCAUCUAAAGGUUGGAGACAUAUUCAAGAACGCAGAUUUUAAGCAUCUACUUGAUCUAAUACAUACAAUGAUCAAGCUUUCAGUACUUGAUAUGGAACUAGAUCGUGCCAUAGAACGUCAAGAGGUUGGAGUCAAAUUCAAGAAGGGAGAGAAAUUUAAGCAUUUGUUUGGCCUGAUAUGUAGAGUUGCAAGUCCUUUACUUGCAAAAUUAGAAAAUAUAAAGAAGGGUGGUAAGAAAAAGUCUUCACGUCAUGCCAUAGAGCUACAACAAAACUCUAGAUUUGAAUCCAACAUGGCAGAGAAUUCUCAGCAUCCAGAUGAUGAUCUGAAUAAUUGGAUUGAAGACUGGAACUCAAUACCGCAUGGAACGAAGCUUCAUGACGCUGGAGUCAAAUUCGAGAUGGCAGAGAAAUUUAAGAAUAAAUUUGAGGAGAAUGAAUGCUGGAAAUCAAUACCUGAUGGCAUUGCAUUUCAAGAGGCUGGAAUUGAACUCGAGAAGGCAGAUAAAUUUAGGGAGCUAGUUUGUCAAGAAAGGCCAAAUGAAGACGGCAAGUCAAAACUUUGUGGAGCCAAAUUCAAGAUGAUAGAGAAAUGUAUGCGCCUACCUUUUCUUAAUAAGAUUGAAUACUGGAACUCAAUUCCUGAAGGCAGAGAGCUUAAAGAGGCUGGAGUCGAAUUCAAGAAGGCAAAAAAAUUUAGGGAUACAAAAGAUAUGAUAAAGUCAAUACCUAAUGCAACAGAGCUUAAAGAGAGUGGAGUCAAAUUCAAGAAGGCAAAGCAACGUACCACGUUUGCCAUUCAGUUUAGUAAUGGGGUAUUGGAAAUUUCGCCUUUGAGAAUAGAAGAUGAAACUGAAACUGUUUUGAGAAAUCUAAUUGCAUUUGAGCAAUAUAGUCCAUACAAUGAUUCGAGUUACGUCACCGACUAUAUGUGCUUCUUGGAUGAUCUCAUUGACUCUCCAAAAGAUGUUGAAUUACUCCGUCGGAAAGGAAUCAUUGCAAAUUGGUUGGGUGAUGAGAAAGUUGCUUCCACCAUGGUUAACAAGCUUGGCCACCAUGUCACCAUUUCAACCAGGAACUCCAUUUAUGCUAAAACUUCCAUUGAUAUGAACAGGCAUUGCACCAAACGCUGGAAUGAAAGGAAGGCAAAAUUGAGGCACAAUUAUUUCCAUAGUCCUUGGGCAUUACUUUCAGUUUUGGCGGCUAUCUUAUUGCUCGGACUUGCAAUUACACAAACUGUGUUUUCUAUUAUUAAUUAGGUUUUCAUGUAGUGUCUUAAUCUUAUUGUUCUCUUAGUUAAUGUAAUAUAAUGUUGAGUUUAAUAAUUUUUUAGAAAUUAAAUGAGUUAUGUGGGUCCUCACCAAGUCUUUUGUUUGAGCUACAAAUAAUCUUUUAUU